GAGCUUUUAUCUCUAUACUUCUUAAGCUUUUAUCUCUAACAUUUUAUUGAAGCCCAUAGAAUGUCAUUUUGCACACACUGUGGAUUGCUCUUGUUCUGAAAUUUAGUGAUGUUUACACACACACAAAAAUUGCUUAUGCAAAUUUGUUGGUGGUAACAAUGAAUAUGUUCUUAAAAGCAAGGAAGUUUGAUAUUGAAAAAGCAAAGCACAUGUGGGCUGAAAUGCUCCAAUGGAGAAAAGAUUUUUGUGUUGACACUAUUACGGAGGAUUUUGAAUUUAAAGAGUUGAAUGAAGUUUUUAAGUAUUACCCACAUGGUAAUCACAGUGUAGAUAGGAAGGGAAGACCUGUCUAUAUUGAAAGAUUGGGAAAAGUUGAUCCAAACAAACUUAAGCAAGUUACCACAAUGGAUUGGUAUAUAAAAUACCAUGUUAGGAAAUUUGGGAAAAGGUUUGCAAUUAAGUUUCUUGCUUGUACUGUUGCUGCAAAAAGGCAUAUAGAUUCAAGUACAACAAUCUUAGAUGUUCAAGGGAUGGUAUGUGGCCUCCUGUGUUUUCCUAAUUUUGACAUGCUAAUAAUGGUGUCUAAAAGAACUCUUUCAUGAUUUUUAGUUGUAAUAACUUUCACAUAUGGCUUCAAUUUUAAGACGCAAAUGCAAUGGCUUCAAUUUUGAGUGCUUAAUGUU
Molecule: messenger RNA, 683 nt
Organism: Camellia sinensis
Lineage: Eukaryota; Viridiplantae; Streptophyta; Magnoliopsida; Ericales; Theaceae
Source: RefSeq, a predicted model, not a curated record